AUGCCUCGCGAAGGACGGUACGAAUGGCCGGGUGCGAAGACGACGGGUACAGAUUGCGGUUGGGAUAUUCGUCCUCUUGGAGCUGGUUCCCGCGUCGUGGCAUCAAUCGUGGCGGAUUUCGAAGCAAUCUCUGAGACAGGAUUCAUCCAUUACUUUUACGGCGACGCUAUCAAUGGGUCUGCGUACUCUGAAGUUGCAGCUCCACGGCAAUGGACGGAGUAUCAUACAGAGAAUAGUGAGGCUAGUGAAACUCAGGCAGCCCCUGGCAGGGAGAAGAGGAGCCGUCGACACCCCUGGAUCCUCACCAUUGACCCGCCGAUGCACAAUGAUGGUGCAGCUUCACAGGCUGCUUCUCAUUGUAUCAAGUCACGGCCGUUGCGUCCAUUUUCGCGGAGUGGCCUUUCCCCGGCGAAGCAUCACAGGGACCGAUUCUCAGAUGCGAUACAAAACACUUCUUUCCCGUCUCCCGAUCCCGAUAUGGAAGAAACGAGCGACCCCUUGCAAGCGGCCCGGCCGGCUCCAGACUUCUGCCCAAGCAGCUUCCAGGUCAUCUUCACGCCCAUGUUGUGUGAAUACAUCCACUGCCGUGCCAAUGCGUACAAGAGUGCACUGUGGUCUGGUGGAUGGGUGGCCAGAGGUGGAAUGACGAUGCUCAAAAAGGAUGCAGACACAAGCGCCACAAGCAGCCAGGUUUCCUGCUCCAUCAAAUGACAGGUCGAACGAACGCCACUGUCGGCAGCCAGCCGGGUUGCUGCCAGAACGUGGCGGCAAAGCGACGAAAUUCAAUCUGGUGGAUGGGAACCCUUUCCCGGUAUUACUGCAG
Messenger RNA from Trichoderma citrinoviride, 823 nucleotides. RefSeq lists its product as hypothetical. Bases 1 to 711 code for a protein of 236 amino acids. The transcript is spliced from 5 exons. The record is from RefSeq and is a predicted model, not a curated record. NCBI's taxonomy places the organism in Eukaryota, Fungi, Ascomycota, Sordariomycetes, Hypocreales, Hypocreaceae.